Lampris incognitus (smalleye Pacific opah) is the source of this 2544-nucleotide messenger RNA. RefSeq names its product taste receptor type 1 member 1. The record is from RefSeq and is a predicted model, not a curated record. The coding region runs from base 1 to 2544 and encodes 847 amino acids. Lineage: Eukaryota; Metazoa; Chordata; Actinopteri; Lampriformes; Lampridae. The transcript has 6 exons. Gene Ontology annotation, cellular component: membrane. Gene Ontology annotation, biological process: G protein-coupled receptor signaling pathway. Gene Ontology annotation, molecular function: G protein-coupled receptor activity.
AUGCUUCUCUUCUUGUGGUGGCUGAGGCUCGUGUGGGCUGAAAGGAGGCCAGACAGCCCAUCUCGGGGAACUGGACUACAGCUCCUGGCUGACUUCUCUAUCUCUGGGCUCUUUCCUCUUCAUGACACGGACAUGUCUGGCUCCAGCUUGCCCGCCAUGGGAGCCUGUGAUGCAGGUGAAUACAACAAGCAUGGCAAUCACCUGAUGCAAGCCAUGAGAUUUGCUGUAGAAGAAAUCAACAAUGGUACUGGAUCCCAGCCUCUCUUACCAGGAGUGAAGUUGGGUUACCAGAUCUAUGACAUCUGCUCAGUGCCAGCUAGCAGUCUGGCUACACUGCAAGUGUUGAGCCAGGAGCACCAAAGAGUUUUUACGGCUGGGAUGGAGGAAGACACGAACCUGAACUCAGACCCUGACCCGGGUCAAAAGGUGGUGGCUGUGAUUGGGCCGGAUAGCAGCAGCAAGUCAUUCACCCCUGCUGCUCUACUAGGGGCCUAUCUGGUGCCACAGAUCUCUUAUCAAGCAUCCAACGAGAUGCUGAGCAACAAGUUUCUUUACCCGUCAUUCUUACGCACGAUCCCCAGUGACAAGAACCAGGUAGCAGCCAUGAUUCAGCUCCUGGUCCAUUUCAAGUGGACCUGGAUCACCCUCUUGGGAAGUGACAACGACUAUGGACGGCAGGGAAUGCACAGUCUGUCCCAGCAAGUGGCUCAACACGACAUCUGUAUCGCAUACCAAGCGGUCAUCCCUAAGCUAACGGCUGACACAGCUCAGACGAUGCGGACCAUGGUUACAAACAUACUGAGGACCAAGGUCAACACCAUUGUUCUGUUCUCCAGCAAGUCCAAACUCAGAGGCUUCCUCCCAUUUGUCAUUGAGCAGAAUGUGACAGGUAAAGUGUGGAUAGGAACGGAGGACUGGUCUGUGGCCACUCUGGUGUCAGGGAUACCCAGAGUGCACACCAUCGGCACUGUCCUGGGCAUAUCUAUCAAACAUGCAGCCAUUUCUGGUUUUGAGGAGUUUGAGAGGAAGUCAGUUGAUAUUUCCAGGCCACAUAGCAGCACCCAAAAGAUCCUAUUUGGUACCACGCAACAAAGCGUCGACUGUCUACAGAGCACAGGCCUUUACAGUUUUGGAAGACAGAACUUUUCUUUAGAUAAAUAUGAUAUCACCUCUUCUUUCAAUGUGUAUAAAGCAGUGUAUGCCGUGGCUCACGCCCUGCACAAAGCGCUAAGCUGUGAUACUGGAGAGUGCCAUAAAAGGAGUGUGCAUCCUUGGCAGCUGGUGCCAUGGCUUAAACAGGUGAGAUUUAAUCUCAGAAACACAUCCGUGUACUUUGACAAGAAUGGUGACCCACCCACAGGAUAUGACAUAGUGACCUGGAUUUGGAGAGAGACUGACUGGUCUCUCAGAGUCGUGGGCUCUUUCACUACAGAUCCCACUGUGCUCGAAAUCAAUGCUGCUCGGAUCGAGUGGUCAUCAGGAUCAGUAAGUUUAAAUGUGCCUUUAUCCAUCUGCUCCCCAGAAUGCCCUGCAGGUCACAGGAAGCUGCAGACAGGACAACACAGAUGUUGCUUUGACUGCCUGGCCUGUCCUGCAGCCACAUUCCUUAACAAGAGUGGAUCAACCACAUGUCAGCCAUGUCACCCAGAGAAAUGGGCUCCUCCACUCAGCGAACAGUGCUUGAACAGGACGGUCUUGUUGCUGGCCUGGGAUGCCCCUCUUUCCAUAGCUCUCCUCUUCCUGCUGUCCCUGUCCCUUCUCAUGGCCUCUGGCUCAGCACUAAUCUUCCUGUUCAACCUGAACACCCCAGUGGCCAAGUCUGCUGGGGGGCGCACCUGCCUCCUGAUACUGGCAGCCCUGACCGCUGCCGCCGGGAGCUCUUUGUGCCACUUUGGCACCCCGUCAAAGGUGGCCUGCAUCCUAAAGCAGCCCCUGUUUGUAUUCAGCUUCAGUGUGUGCUUGGCGUGCAUGACCGUACGAGCCUUCCAGGUCGUCUGCAUUUUCAAGCUAGCGUCCAAGCUGCCUCUGGCCUAUGACACCUGGACAAAGAACCACGGCCCCGAGUUCACUAUCCUCUCAGUGUCUGCCGCCAUCUUAUUCAUCUCGGUGCUCCGCAUGGCCCUCAACCCGUCCUACCCGUCCCAGGACCUGGACUUUUACGCCGACAGCAUUGUGCUGGAGUGCAGCAACACCCUCUCCCCUGGCAAUGGCCUGGAGCUCACUUACGUCUCCCUGCUCAGCAUCCUCUGUUUCUCUUUCAGCUACAUGGGCAAAGACCUGCCGGCCAACUACAACGAGGCCAAGUGCGUCACCUUCAGCCUCAUGGUUUACAUGAUCUCCUGGAUCAGCUUCUUUACCAUCUACCUCAUCAGCCGGGGCCCUGUCACCAUGGCUGCCCAUGUGUUUGCCAUACAAGCCAGCAUUUUGGGCAUCCUCUGGGGAUACUUCUUUCCUAAGGUUUACGUCAUUCUUCUCAGGCCACACAUGAAUACAACUGCUCAUUUUCAAAACUGUAUACAAAUGUACACCAUGAACAAAGAGUGA